Molecule: messenger RNA, 2373 nt
Organism: Penicillium olsonii
Lineage: Eukaryota; Fungi; Ascomycota; Eurotiomycetes; Eurotiales; Aspergillaceae
Source: the annotation of a GenBank genome assembly
AUGGAUUUGCGCACGAUCAUGAACACCGACGGCGCCAACCCUCCACCUCCCAACUCGGCCAGCUCACCCGUCUCCGAUCAAACUCCUCAAAAACGCGCAAAGAAGUCUGCUUCCUACUCCGAAUACUCCUCACAAUCCUCGCAGCCCCUACUGCAGCAGCACGCUUCGCCAGAGCGAAGCUCUCCCUACGCAUCCGCCCAGUCGCCAUACCACCUCAACUCGGGUCCAACGAUCAAUACAGCAGUUAGAUCCCAGCGGAGCUCAACUCCUCCACACGUCUCCACGCCAUAUGGUACUGCCUCGCGUGAUCCAUUUGGCGCGUCAGUAUACGGAUCGCAUCCCCAGCACCCGGGUGCUCCUCUUGUCUCGCCUUACACACCACAACCAGCGAGCGCAGGGCCACAGCAUCCAGAUCAGAAGAGCUACUUUGCUCCACAGCGAUCACAGCAACGCUCUCAAUCACUUCAAUCGGUGGUGACUAACCCCCGAGGUCCACCCGAAUCAUUCCGCAGCCCCCCUGCUGCAUCGCAACCUCUUCCACCACAAUUCUCACCAUCCGCCCAUCAAUCCGUUCCAGGAACUCCCUUGGGGCCUCCUCCCACCUUCGCCUCCCGCCAAUCGCCCUCGACAAUUCGCCCGCCCUCCUCCGCAUUCGACGCGCACGAUUCUCCGCACAAUCCCCUAUCCAGUCCAAGACCCGCUCAGGAGGUCCAGAUACGCGACCACAUCCAAGCACAACCUGUGACACACAUCCAAUUCUCUCCGCACAGCUCCCGACCUUCAGAGCAAACGCCUCAUCCCACGAUCCUGCAACGAGAUUCACUGGAUAGCGGCAGUCCGCACACAGCCUCGCGCCACAACAGCAUCGCCGCAAUAUCUGACCCAGUCCCGUCUGGCUCAAUUCGCUCCUCCGAAGAUCGAAAUUUCAUUGAUAGUCCCACCACACAAAAGCCUCACACGACAGGGUUCAACCUCCCUACUUCCCCUAUUGUACCGGCCAGUCAGAUGAACAGUUCCCCCUCGACUGCCACCGCUGCCACUCGUGGAGGUGCCCAUCCGUUGAAAAUGGAAGUAGACAACGAACCACAAGCCGAGCUGCAACAACCCAGGCAGAAGAGGAGAAGAUACAACGAACCUCCGAUUUUUGCGCAGCGAACGGCUCGCACCAAAGGUCGAUGCCCCAUCAUUCCCAACCCGCUACCCCCAAUUCCAAAAGAUGCCCGGCAGAGCCAGCAGGAGAUAUGGGCCGGGGCUGCAAGCCGACGAUCCUCCUCAACGGUGGUUGUCGCGGCCGCGGCACGCAACCGUCCACCCGCUAUGCCUUCACCAAGAGCCAAUGUACCUCCUGCGCCGGUUGCGCCGGUCCCUCCAGCCCCUCGGGCAACUUCUGCGCAGGAGAUAGGCUCGCUGGGACCGUGGGAGCCAUCUAUCACUGGUGUCAUCCCCUAUGAGGAGAUUACCAGGACUCUGGGCGAUUUCUUGUUCCAACAUGUAGUGAUGAGAACCGACGUAAAUGCCGGGGAUGCGGGCGCAGUGGGCCAAGGAACUGUGAUCGAAGUCGAGGCGAAACUCGGUCACAUCAUCGACAUGGACAGUAGAGAUCGAAUCCAGUUGCCCGUCUUGACCGAGAGCGUGAUCAAUAAGGAAAACGGGCGGUUCCGGACAUCAUUUGAAAGCAAAAUGACUGUUGAACAACACCGAGCCAUGAACAACUUCCUCAACCAAACCGUCAAAGCAUCAAUGCCGCAACAGAACCCUUCCCGAAUUCCACUUCAAUAUGUACACAAGAAAGAACGCGACACCUUUUACGAGAUCCAGGCCGCAGAGCUCCCCCCGAUCAUCCGCCAAAACUUGAACCCGAGACAUAAACCCAAAGUUCGAGUUACAACCGAUGAGCGCACGGGUGAAGUCCUGGCGAAAAUUGUGAAAUGUCGAGUCGCAGAUAUGGAUGUUUGCAGUCCACGGACAACGGUUGAUUGGCGAGUCAGCGUGAAUCUUGAAAUGGAGUAUACCGGCGACAUCAGCAAUCUUCCUAUGAUAGAUCCUGCCGUCACAAAAGGAGGGCGUGGUGAUCGCAUCAAAGACCGCAUGAGCUACCGCCACUUGGCAUACCAAGUGGAUUUGACACAAGUGGCCAAAAAUGAUGUAAGUUCCGCGAUCCCUGUGUUACCACGAAGCACUCUUCUGACCUUAUCGCAGCAGCAACCAGGUCGACAUGAGUUCGAGCAUGAGCUUGAGGUCGAAAUCUCGGCUGCUGAGCUUCGUCGCCAGGGUGAACUCGCUAUCGCCGGUGACUCGCAGAACCAGUAUGAGGACCUUGUCAAAGGGUUCGUGGAUAAUAUUCGCGUCUUGGCGAGGGCUGUGCCUCCCUGA